GGAGUCCCCUCCCUGCACUUGUCCUUUUUCUCUAACCUCAUUUAUAUUGCGCGGCUUUGUUUCAGCUGCUUCCUCCUCCUCUGCCUCUCUCUCUGUAGUGUGUAUAUGAGAAAAAGACUGCUCAGGGGAGGGGGAGAAAGAGAAGAGGGUUGAAGAUCACAUGGUGGCCUUUUUUUGGGUAUGUGACAGCUUCUUCAUUUAGUCUUUUAGUGCUUCCUUUUAUCUCCUCCUCAUGAAACCCCUUUCAAAACCUCAAAUCGCCUCAUCAGCUGCAGAGUUCCUUCUCAUACUAGCUCCUUUCUUCAUCCUCUCGCCUUUGCCCCAUAUAAUGCUCUGAUCCUUGUUCCAGCCUCCUCCCUCCUUCAAACUACACGGUGUGGUACUGCUGGUAAUACAUACACCUCUCUCUCUCUCUCCUCCUACCAACCUCCCAUAGUUGUGCAAGAAUCACUAACGCACGCCAUGGAGAUUGCCAUGGUCUGCACAAGAGUUAACCUGCUCAUCCUCAUCCUCUCUCUCUGCUCGCCAUACAAGUUCAUUCAGAGCCCCAUGGACUUUGGUCCUUUGAACCUCCUCCCCACCACCACCACUGCAUCCAGUGAUUUUGGUAGGAUCCUCUUCCACUCCCCAUCUGCAGUGUUGAAGCCCCAGUCUCCAAGGGACAUAUCCCUGCUUCUCAGCUUCCUCUCUGCCUCAUCUCUAAGCAAGGUGACAGUAGCAGCCAGGGGUGCGGGUCACUCCAUUCAUGGCCAGGCCCAGGCCCUUGAUGGCAUUGUGGUGGAGAUGUGUUCCUUGCCUUCUGAGAUAGAGUUCCACGAAGGAGGAGGAGGAGAUAUUUCUUAUGCUGAUGUGAGUGGUGGAGCUAUGUGGAUAGAGCUCCUGGAGCAGAGCUUGAAGCUUGGCCUGGCUCCAAGGUCUUGGACUGAUUACCUCUAUCUCACCAUUGGCGGAACUCUGUCCAAUGCCGGCAUCAGUGGACAGACAUUCAAGCAUGGGCCUCAGAUUAGCAAUGUUCUACAGCUGGAGGUAGUCACAGGCAGGGGGGAGAUUGUGACAUGCUCACCCACUAAGGAUGCAGAGCUAUUUAAUGCUGUUCUGGGAGGCCUUGGCCAGUUUGGCAUCAUAACUAGGGCAAGGAUCCUGCUCCAGGAAGCUCCGCAGAAAGUGAAGUGGGUGAGAGCCUUCUAUGAUGAUUUCGACAUCUUCACCGAAGACCAGGAGUUGCUGGUAUCAAUGCCGGAUUUGGUGGACUAUGUUGAAGGUUUCAUCGUCUUGAAUGAACAAUCCCUUCGCAGCUCCUCCAUCGCCUUCCCUGCAAAUAUGGACUUCAACCCAGAUUUUGGCACCAAUAGCUGGCCUAAGAUCUACUACUGCAUAGAGUUUGCAGUUCAUGAUUACCAGCAUGACAACACCAAUGUGGAACAGGUCGUGGAAGUGAUCUCAAGGCAGAUGAGCCACAUAGCAUCCCACUUGUAUAGUGUGGAGGUGUCCUACUUUGAUUUCCUCAACAGGGUCAGGAUGGAGGAGAUGAGCCUGAGGAACAGUGGGCUCUGGGAUGUGCACCACCCAUGGCUCAACAUGUUUGUGCCAAAGGCUGGUAUCCAAGACCUGAGGGACCUUCUCAUGGACAACAUCUCACCGGAUAACUUUGAAGGCCUCAUCCUCAUCUACCCACUCCUCAGAGACAAGUGGGGCACCAACACAUCGGUUGUGCUACCAGAAUCCGGGUCGGACCAGGUAAUGUACGUGGUUGGCAUUCUUCGAUCCGCAAACCCUGACGAAGGAUGUUCCCACCACUGCCUCCAAGAGCUUCUACGCCAUCACCGCCAUGUAGCUAACACCGCUGGAGCACGCAUUGGAGCAAAACAGUACCUGGCUCACCAUCCAACUCCGGCUGGCUGGCACCGGCACUUUGGUCGGCGGUGGGAGCUGUUCGCGGACCGCAAAACCCGGUUCGACCCGCUAGCCAUCCUCGGGCCAGGCCAAGGCAUAUUCCCCAAGGGAAGCGAUGCAGUGUAUGCAAGCUGACAGCAGAAAUUGCUGCGGUAAAAUAAGAAAUAUAGAUAGGUGACUAAGGUGGGGUCUUUUUUCCUUUUUCUCGUAGUUUGUUUCGGGCCGAUAGUUUCCUUGGCGGUUUUGAGGCGUCGGCUUUGAUUAUCAUGGUGGUGGAUGUUGGGUGAACCUGGUGGUGGAGUGCCACUGGGAAUUUUGGAACUCUGUACAGGCUGAGGAAGCACGGCUCUAGGGAUAGAGAUAGUGAUUUCUAUUCGAUCAGUAAUCCAUAUUCGAUGUUGCCAUUAGAAUUGUUGCUAUUGUUGUCACUUUCACUCCCACGAGGGUGAAAUUCUUUGCGCUCGACUCCUUCA
Messenger RNA from Brachypodium distachyon (stiff brome), 2366 nucleotides. Its product is annotated as cytokinin dehydrogenase 3. Bases 463 to 2028 code for a protein of 521 amino acids. NCBI's taxonomy places the organism in Eukaryota, Viridiplantae, Streptophyta, Magnoliopsida, Poales, Poaceae. Gene Ontology annotation, molecular function: cytokinin dehydrogenase activity; FAD binding. The record is from RefSeq and is a predicted model, not a curated record. Gene Ontology annotation, biological process: cytokinin metabolic process. The transcript has 5 exons.